UAACUUCGACUUUCGAAGCAUUCUCCAAACCUAUCAUAUAGUUAUCAUUAUUAAUAAUACAAGAAUGCCCCGUUCAAAAAAAGGCACCUUUGUGAAAGCGUCGACCCUCCUCAGACUCGAGGGACUAGAGAAGGCACGGGAAGCCAGAGAUUCGAAAAGUAAACACGAUGUUGAAAAUGAUGAUCCAUGUCUGGAGAACGAUUUUACCCCCGUCAUACGUACUCCCGAGUCAGAAAGUGCAGAAAGUUCGUGGCGUGUUGGGAGACGUGUCGUAGAACUUGGUACACUGGUAGAUAAUUUGAAAAGAGGGUGCACCAUGUGUGACAACAUGCUUCAUCUUGUCAACACUAUAGGGGGGAGGAAAUUUGGACUAGGACAGGUUCUGCAGGUACAAUGCACACAGCCUACUUGCUCCUUUGUUAAUGACAUACCCACAGGCAGUAAGCAUAAAGUGAAAGCAGGCAAGAAGCAAUAUGCAUGGGAUGUCAACACAAAACUUGCUGCAGGUAUGGUAAAUGGUGGUUAUGGAACAACUCAUGUGAAUGCAUUACUGGCUGCUCUAAACAUCCCAGGGAUCACAGAUAAGAGUUUGAAAAAGAGAGAAAGAGAGGUGGGGGAACAUCUUGAGGAAAUGGCAGGGCAGAGCUGUAAUGAAAUUCUUCAAGAAGAAAUGAAACUGACUGCUGGAGACAUCACUGUGUCUUUUGGUGGUGCCUGGCAGAAGAGAGGUACUGGCAGAGGAUACAAUAGUUUAACUGGCCAUGCAUCUCUAUUUGGAGAAAAAACUAAAAAGGUUGUAAGUUUCUCUUCUAAGAGUAAGAAAUGUAGAAUUUGUUCAGUUGCAACAACCAAAGGGGUUCCACCCAGAAAACACAACUGUCGAAGAAAUUGGCAUGGAUCCGCAAAGGCGAUGGAGCCAGCCAUGGCUUGUGAAAUGCUAACUGCAAUCCAAGAUGAAGGAUGCAAGGUUGGAACUUUAGUCAUGGACAAUGACUCGACAACCAUUGCCCGUGUAAAAGCAACUGUGGACCCACAUAUCACAAAAAGAGCUGACAGAAAUCACACAAAAAAAGGUUUCACAGGAGCUUUAAUGGAGCUGGCUAACACCCAUAAACUUUUGAAAAAUCAAAAAGUUAGAGGUCACAUUGAAAGAUGUUUUACCUAUUGUGUACAGCAAAACAAGGGCAAGGCUAAACAGCUUGAAACUGAACUUGACAAAAUUGUUCCGCAUUUGUAUGGUGAACAUGAAUAUUGUGGAACUUGGUGCCGGAGUGAAAACACCAACUACAAACCAAGGAAUUUGCCUUAUGGAAAGCCUCUCUCAUGCACUUUACUUCGGGAAGCAUUAGAAGGUCUACUCAAAAAGUACUCCAGUAAGGCAGAUGAGCUGGCCAUGAUGGGUUCCACCCAAGUAAAUGAGAAUUUCAACCAUAUGGUCUCUGCUAAAGCCCCAAAGAGAUUGUAAGUACUUCGGAUAAUUUCUCUUCAUUUAGAGAAAAAAUAUUUUUUCUG
Ostrea edulis (European flat oyster) is the source of this 1512-nucleotide messenger RNA. RefSeq lists its product as uncharacterized. Lineage: Eukaryota; Metazoa; Mollusca; Bivalvia; Ostreida; Ostreidae. The record is from RefSeq and is a predicted model, not a curated record. Bases 65 to 1465 code for a protein of 466 amino acids. The transcript has 9 exons.